Messenger RNA from Fonsecaea multimorphosa CBS 102226, 975 nucleotides. RefSeq lists its product as uncharacterized. Gene Ontology annotation, molecular function: DNA binding; DNA-binding transcription factor activity. The record is from RefSeq and is a predicted model, not a curated record. NCBI's taxonomy places the organism in Eukaryota, Fungi, Ascomycota, Eurotiomycetes, Chaetothyriales, Herpotrichiellaceae. The transcript is spliced from 2 exons. The coding region runs from base 1 to 975 and encodes 324 amino acids. Gene Ontology annotation, biological process: meiotic cell cycle; positive regulation of transcription by RNA polymerase II. Gene Ontology annotation, cellular component: nuclear chromosome.
AUGCCAUGGGAAAUUGUUCCAGUGGGCGUCGAAGAAUUUGGAAAGACUACCCGCUUCCUAGAUGGCUGUCAAUCCUGUGUAGCUCAACAACCACUUGCUCCCGACAGGUCUCACGCGAUGUUGGCUAACACGACCCCAUCGAAUCUCCCCAACUUCUAUUUGAGAUCAUCAACUCAACAGGAUCUAUCUGCCUGCGACCUGAGCCGAGAAAAUGGACAGGCAGCCUCACCAGGUGUCACUCCCAAUUCUCAUAAGAACCAAAACAGCGCCCAGAAAGAUAGACCAUCGUUUCACGAAACCACGAUUCAUCAUCCAAUAUUCACCCUUCUUAACGGGAGUCUAAUGCCAGAGAUCAUGGCCUCCAUACAGGGGGGAUUUUCCUUGGUGGAUCGCAAAUGGACUUGCUACCGCCGAAAUUCCUUUAUCGUCCAGUGUUCAUUUAGAUUCAGGAAUGGCAUGGUGGAUGGGCCAUUCUAUCUGAAUAGGAACGGGUCAGCGGAGUUGAUCAAACAAUUCGCCGUCUCCAUCUCUGCAAGGACCUUUCCGACUGGUAGUGGUGAGAGUGAAGCUUGCCUUGUUCAGCUUACCCCCGAACGAAAUAACGCAACAAAAUCCGUUCCCAGUCGACGUUUAAUUUCACCCUCGCCUAACGAUAAGAUCUUCGACUCUAAUGCCAUGGCGAACUCUUCAGGCCUCGAGAAUCGCGGCCCCAAUUCGAUCCCAACUUCACAUACCUUUCGGAGGAUCCAGUUUCAGAGAGCUACUGCCAAGAACAAGACCCCACUAGCGACGCAUCAAUAUUUCUUGGUAGUGGUCGAGCUUUCUGCCAACAUCGGGAGGCAAGCCGAUGAGAACUGGAUCAUGACCGCCACCAAAGAAUCCGACCCGAUGAUAGUACGUGGCCGCCCUUGCGGCCAUUGGGGCACAAGCCAGGUCGCGACAGGAUCCAGCGAACCAGGAGAAUCUGUGGAUUAG